AUGCAGCUCCUCCAAUCCGUCACCACGGGCCUCCUGCUCGCCGGCAGCUGCUUGUCUUCCCUGGCUACGGCUCGCUCUGUUCCUGUGCAGCAGCCCCGCGAUGUUGCCGUGAGCCACACGCCGGCCAAGAUCACCCCUAAGGUGUUCAUCGUUUCGAUGUUCGCGCCCGAGGCCGAGAUCUGGUGGGGUAUCCCCGAGUUCGAUCUGUUGGCUCACAACAUCACCAUCCCUGGCGCUUCUCCCGCCUUCCCCGAUGUCCACUGCACGGCGGACUACACCAUCUGCCAGCUCAUCACUGGUGAAUCCGAGAUCAACGCUGCCAUCACCGUCGCGUCGGUCGUCUUCAACCCCAUGUUCGAUCUGACCAAGACCUACUUCCUCGUCGCCGGUAUUGCCGGCGUCAACCCCGAGCGCGCGAGCAUCUGCGAUGUGACCUUCGCCCGCUUUGCCAUCCAGGUGGCUCUGCAGUACGAGAUUGACAUGCGCGAGAUGCCUGCCAACGCCACCACGGGUUACUUCCCCCAGGGCGGCUACUACGCCGACCAGUACCCCACCAGCAUCUACGGCACGGAGGUGUUCGAGGUGAACGACGAGCUGCGCAAGAUCGCUGCCGGCUUCGCCCGCAACGCCACCCUGGCUGACAGCGACGAUGCCAAGGCCUACCGCGCCAAGUACGCCACCGAGGACGGCCUCUACCAGGCCGGCACCCAGGGCCCCUCCGUCCGCCUGUGCGACGUGACCACCAGCGACGUCUACUUCAGCGGCCGCCUGCUAGGCGAGGCCUUCGACAACACCACCAAGAUCUGGACCAACGGCACCGGUGAGUACUGCACCACCGCUCAGGAGGACAACGCCACCCUGGAGGCCCUCGUCCGUGCCUCGAAGCACAACCUCACCGACUUCUCCCGCAUCAUCGUCAUGCGCACCGCCUCGGACUUCGACCGCCCCUACCCCGGCGAGACCGCCCGCUACAACCUGCUCUACUCCACUCAGGGUGCCUUCGAGCCCGCCGUCGAGAACCUGUACAACGCCGGUAUCAAGAUCGUUGAGGGUAUCCUGGCGAACUGGAACAGCACCUUCGCCUCCGGCAUCAAGCCCCGCAACUACCUCGGCGACAUCUUCGGCACCCUCGGUGCUACCCCCGACUACGGUCCGGGCCGUGCCCAGGCCCUCGAGGAGGCCGGCGCCAUCCUCAAGAAGCGCAGCAUGGGCAAGCGCUUUGUCCGUUUGUAA
Messenger RNA from Aspergillus fijiensis CBS 313.89, 1233 nucleotides. RefSeq names its product purine-nucleoside phosphorylase. The record is from RefSeq and is a predicted model, not a curated record. Bases 1 to 1233 code for a protein of 410 amino acids. The transcript is spliced from 2 exons. Lineage: Eukaryota; Fungi; Ascomycota; Eurotiomycetes; Eurotiales; Aspergillaceae. Gene Ontology annotation, biological process: transmembrane transport. Gene Ontology annotation, cellular component: endoplasmic reticulum.